UUUUCUUUUUUACACUCUAGUAUUUGAUUAUUUGUUUCUAAAACUCUAGGUGUCUGUGGUUGUACAAUAAAUAAGAGAUAGCAUAUAUGGUAGGGUCACAUUUCUGGGAAUAUAAUUCGUUCAAAUUCAAAUCUUUGGGCUCCAGCCAAAAACCAAAACUAAAACCACAACACCCAAAAGCAAAACACCAAGUAAUUUAAAUACAGUGGUAAUUCUAGCUCUCUUUUCAUAAUGAACAUAUGCCUAGCAAUCGUGAGAUGGGAAGUGUGAAUCGGCUGUUGUCUCACAUGGAAUCAGUCCUAAAUACCUGUUACAGGAACUGAUAUGGUCUAAGAAUCUCACAGUGUUGAAUAUGAUUCUAGUGUGUAAAUGAGUGCUUUUUCAUUCAGUAUGGGCCCUAACACGAGCCAGAUACUUCAUGUGGCAUGAAGCAGAAGGAGUGGUGAUCUCUUCCAUGUAGGAGGAAAAACUGUCUGAGAUAGAUUUAUUGAGAGCCAGUACUGUAUAGUACGAGACUCUAAGGGAAAUUUAAGGAAUUUUCAAGGAUUUUUUGGUCCCCUGUUGAUUUUUGCCUCAUGUGCCGACAUUGACAUUAGAAGUCAACCUAUGUAGAAGAUACAGGUCCACUCUCAAGUGUUUUUAUAUCUUUCUAAAAGAGAAAUAAAAAAGGUUUUACCUUUUUUACCGAAAGCAUUUUUAUUUCCACAUCUAAGUAAGUUGUUUGUGUGAUUGAUACAAUGUGUGACUACUCCUAGUAAUUAUUAUAUUUAUGCCCAGAUACGAAGAAAAGAGCAAUAUAUUUUAAAUAGCAUUUUUAUUAUUAUAUCAAACACAAACUAACCUUAAUAUUGUAGCUGUGGUUUGUGUUUUGGGGCCUAUUACUAUUGAUGACUUACUCUGGCACAUACAGCUGUCAAAGGAGUUAAAUUUUUGUAUUUGGCUUUGUGCUAACUAAAGAUUGAUAUACCUCCCUUUUACUUCUGCUAGUACAUAGUACAGUAAGAAGUUAAUCAAAUAUGGAAGGCUCAUUAUGAGAUGCUAGGAAAGAAAUAAAAAAUAUUAGACAUGGACUCUACCCUCAAAAUUACCUUUCUUAGUACUAGAGAAAAUAAGACAUGUGCUUACAAAGAUAACUAAAUAAUGUAAACCCUGGCUCAUGAAGAGUAGAGCAGAAAGAGAAUGGGUCUUGAAGCCUGAUCCUUGUUCACCUUCUGGCCCUGUGACUUACCGUAUUAGCGGCGAAACCUUGGGCAGUGUACUUAAUGGGCAGUGUACUUGAUAGUUUCUAGGUUUGUUUCAUUGCCUCUAAGUGUGAAUAAUACCUUGCUGAUAGGGUUGUCAUGGACAUUAAAUGGUAUGUGUGGUGUUUUUAGCAUAGCGUCUGGGGCCUGACAGGUAAGUCAUCAGUAAAUGGUAGUCAUAGUUACGGGUGGUGAAGCAUUGAUGGUGAUGAUAGUGAGCAGCUGCUAGCAAGCCCUGAGUGUGUAGUCUGUGACCCUAGACACUUCCCUUUCUGCAGCUUCAGUUUAGGGUUUUAUUUUUCCCUGCUCACUCCCUCUUCUGCCUCUCUGCUGGCUUGAUUGCUUCUUCCUUGUAGUCCUGUUAUUCUCGCGUGGCUCAACAAUCUGUGGGAAAAGGCGUGAAGAGAGAAGCAUAAUCUCAGUGGCUCUUCUGUUCCUGCCCUCACCUCUGGAAUCACCUUCUCAUUGCAUUUCACCUAUAUAUUUAGGACCCACUUGUACUUUUCUACCAUUUCUACCCUGAAUCAUUUGAUAAAGCACCCAGGGUAGAUUGAUUUUAGGCAUUCUGAAAUUAUUUAUUUCAUAAACAUUUGUUGAAAGUUUUUUUAUGUGCCAUACUAGAUCCUGUGGAUGUAAAGAUGAAUAAAAACAAGCUUGUUUUAAAGAGCGCACAGACUGGAGGAGGAUGACCAGAAACUGCAUUCAGAGAAUGAGAAGAACACCCCCACUGGAUGAAUUGCAGCCACCACCAUAUCAGGAUGACAGUGGUUCUCCCCAUCUCUCAUGUACACCCUCAGAAAUUGGGGACAGUAAAUGUGAAUUUUCCCACUGCAGCAACAGUCCAAGAUGCUCAUAUAACAAGUGUCCAAGUGAAGGAAGCACAGGUCAUGAAAUAGAAAGUUUUCAUAAUAAAGGAUAUGAAGAAGAUGUUCCAAGUGACAGCACUGCAGUCCUGAGCCCUGAAGAUAUGUCAGCUCAAGGAUCAUCUUCACAGCUUCCUAAACCUUUUGAUCCUGAGCCAGAAGCUAAAUAUGGCACACUGGAUGUGACUUUUGACUAUGACUCACAAGAACAGAAGCUUCUGGUAACAGUGACAGCUGUCACAGAUAUCCCAACAUAUAACAGGACAGGUGGCAACUCAUGGCAAGUACACCUUGUUCUUCUACCUAUAAAGAAACAGAGAGCAAAAACCAGCAUCCAAAGAGGACCAUGCCCUGUCUUCACAGAAACAUUCAAAUUUAAUCAUGUUGAAUCUGAGAUGAUUGGAAAUUAUGCAGUUCGGUUUAGACUGUAUGGUAUACAUCGCAUGAAAAAAGAAAAGAUUGUGGGGGAAAAGAUUUUUUAUUUAACAAAACUGAAUCUUCAAGGGAAAAUGUCAUUACCUGUGAUAUUGGAACCUUCUUACAAUCAUUCUGGCUGUAACUCCCAAAUGAGCGUGUCAGAAGUCUCCUGUAGUGAAAGUACAUCCUCCUGUCAGUCUCUUGAACAUGGCUCAGUUCCAGAAAUUCUCAUUGGCCUGCUUUAUAAUGCCACAACUGGGAGACUAUCAGCAGAAGUGAUAAAAGGCAGCCACUUCAGAAACUUGGCAGCAAACAGACCACCCAAUACAUAUGUUAAAUUAACUCUACUGAAUUCCAUGGGUCAAGAGAUGUCCAAAUGCAAGACAUCCAUCCGCAGAGGGCAGCCAAAUCCAGUAUACAAGGAAACUUUUGUUUUUCAAGUGGCCCUAUUUCAACUCUCUGAUGUGACACUCAUACUGUCUGUGUAUAACAAACGCAGCAUGAAAAGAAAAGAGAUGAUAGGCUGGAUUUCUUUAGGUCUGAACAGCUCUGGAGAAGAGGAACUCAAUCACUGGACUGAAAUGAAAGAGUCGAAAGGACAGCAAGUAUGUAGAUGGCACGCGUUGCUAGAGUCGUGAUGACUAGGAUUAAUGAGCAAUUGCAGUUCAAGGCAGCAUCAUUUCUGAGUACAACAUUACUCUUCUUACCUAGUCACCAUGGGAAGAUCUAUUCUUUGAAAAAUCAUCUUUAACAUUCUACCCAAAUGCUUUAAAUUCUGUGGAAAGAACAUCUAAUACUGACAUAAAUGAAGAAAAGAAGUGUCUCUAGUAGAGCUUGUUUGAGAAAAUGAGAAACUUUCAUCUUUCUUAAACUGACAAUCCUCCAGAGCUUUAAGAGCAUCGUUUUGGUUUGAAGUUAAUUUUACUCUAGCAAAAGAGCCAAUAAUUUUAUGAAAAAUCAAAAUUAUAAAUGAUUUUGAAAAUUAGAAUUUUUAGUUACAGCACCCUUUUAGGUCACCCUACAUAUACACAGGACAUAUUUUGACUGGCUCAUCCCUGGUGUUCGUAAUGUUCUUUAAUAUGAGAAAGUCAUUCUCCAGUGUUGUCAAUCGGAUCUAAUGGUGAAAGGUUUCAAUCCCAUUGAAAAUCAUUUUAUUUCAGAUAUUUUCCCUUUGUGCACUUAGUUUUGUUGUGCCUCAGUUCUUCUCAAUAGCACCAAAUCUAAGUGCAAGCAAGUAUUCAUUUUCAUAAGGGAAUGUUUUCUAUGUGUUAUUUUAAGAAAAACUCACUUCUUCAUUUGCCUCUGAUUUUGCCUGAUCCAAAGAGACCAAGUUACUGUACUGGUCCCUUGCAAGUCUUCUAGACAGGUUGUACUGUAGACCAUGUAACUUUCUGUUGAAAGCACUUCCUGUAUUCUUGUAUUCCAAUGUAGGAAGCUAAUAGAGCAGGACUUCACUUUAAAAUCUCUUUCAAUGGUUGACUCUUUAAAAUUGUAAUAAUGUGAAAAUACAUUUUUUACAAACUAAAAAAAUAUAGUGAAUAAGCUGUUGAAAAUUGAAAACAAUUCAAGUUAAAGAAGAUUUUAAUCACCUGCUCUGAGUAUUUAGUAACCAACACUGCAUAAAGCAGGUAGCAUUCAAAUAAGAAACAGUUCUCUUCACUCUUACUUCAAUUUGUAUUUGUGAUCUAAAGACUCUCCAGUUCUAAGUGUGAAUCAGAGCAUCAUGUUAAAAACAGUUCUGAGAUUCCUUAAGAAGUUUCUAGUGACUUGUGACUAGAUUUUAUGAGAUUUACAGGUACGUUCUUCAGCGUGAUGUCAUCCUGUGCCUUCCAUGUAAGUUAAAUUUGCUCAUACAGCUUGAAAGUUGUAUUUGCAAAAUUAGGCCUUCAAUUUUUAUAAAUGUGAAGAUUAGAUUCCUCAGAACAGUGUCACAAGAUCUUUAUUUCCUCAGAAGUAUGUAGAAGUUGUAUAAUGUGCUAAUUUUUUUAAAUGGCAAGGCAUUUGUUGUUUUUAUAUUUAGGAACUCUGAUUACCAGGAAUAUUAUAAGCUGUUUUCUUUUUAAUUUUGCUUCUUAUCCAAUAUAUAAUUUUAUGCAUAUACUUUAUUAAAUAGAAUGUUUUAUAUAUAUGAAAAUUAUUUUUUUCUCUUUCUAAUUUCUAGUUAAAUUAGAAACGUACUAUUUACCAAUUACUAAAAAGCAGUAUAUCAUUGUUCCUAGUCCCAACUAAGUACUAUGUAUUAUUAUAAGCUAGAACUUGUUAUUACCAUAAUAACAAAACCAUGCAUAGAUAUUAUUACUUCAGCUUGGCUGUACUGAAGGGCCUUAAAAGAAACCCAAAAGGACAGUGAACUCCUAAUAUUUUUUAGUUUAAAAAAUGGCAGCUCUAUGCAUUCAUACAUAUGAGUUAUAUGAUAAAAUACAAAUGCCAUAUCAGGUGACAUGGGGUUUAAGAAUGUGUGUUAGAGAGUUGCAUUAAAGGGAAAAAUCUAUUCUUUUAUUAUUACAUUAAUGAGCAUUUUCCAGGGUUUUAUAAAUGAGUUAGGUUAUAAAGUUAAAACAUGAAUCAAAUGACAAAAUAUCUCAUGAAAGUAUUUUUAGCAACAGUUAUGGAAAGAGAUUGGAAGGGGGGCAGUAGAUUUUACUGCGAAAUUGGUUUUAGGCAUUUGAUGCUGCAAGUAUCUUUUCUGGCUUUGAAACAACUAACUGCAUUGCUAACAACUGGGAUCGUCCUAAUAAUAAAAAGAGUUAUCAGUCUUAUCUGUAGCUGUAACAAAGCCUAAUCAAAUACAUAUGAGACCAGCUUGGUGCUUUCUCCUACAGCAAGGAAAAGAACACUAACUAAAUGUUAUUUGUUAAAUCUUUCUUCAGACUAUGCCCAGAAUUGUGUGUGUGUGCUUGGAUACAUCCUUAGGGGUUUAUCUGGUCUGAGUAUAUCAAAUCCGGUAUGGCCUAAAAUUUAAUCAACAAUUUUUAAAUAUUUCAAGAAAGACCCUACUCCCCCCCAGCUGCCAAGUCCUCAAAGAUUAUGAAGUGUAUGUAUGUGUAUCUGUAUACACACACACACAUGCCUAUACACACAACAUAUAUAUACAAUAUGUAUAUGUGUGUGUGUGUGUAUAUACAUAUAUAUAUGUAUUUGUAUCGGUGAAGGUGCCCUGGCUUUCUCAGAUAACUAAAUAGAAAAGCAUUUAUCAAGUUUAUGGAUUAUUUUUCUCCUCCGUAUGUUUACUAGAAAUUAUAUUUGGUUUUGGGUGCUAUUUGCUGCCAUUCUCCUCCACACACAGCAAAAUAUGUAUCUUUUUAUCCUUUGGAUUGACACAGCUUAGAGUAAUUACUCCCCCAAAUUUGUCUGUUAUUUUAGAAAAAGAUUAAAUAGGGCUUAAGAGACCCACUCACUCUACUGAAUCUAACGUACAAGACGGUACUACUGCUGUUUUGUGUGCUUGGAUUUGCAUGAAAGCUUAAAGGCAAGAUAUUGUAUCUUAGCAAUUAAAGCAAAUAGGGGCCCACUGGUGGGCAGCAGGUGUUGUCUGAGAAACUUGAGAAAGACAACCCACUUUCUUAUUAUUCUCUGAAAAUCCCCUAAGUUUUAUAAUAAAAUGAGAUAGUCCAAAUACAGCGACUGACUGGCAUUCAUGGGAGCUCCUGAGCAUGGAAUUACAAGUUUUAUUUGUCUCCCAAAUGAGCUGCAACAUGUAGUUGUUUAUGCUGCCCAGGAAGCAAAGUAUAUUUUAUUUUAUUUUUGUUUAUUAUUUAUUUAUUUUUUGCGGUACACGGGCUUCUCACUGUUGUGGCCU
Delphinapterus leucas (beluga whale) is the source of this 6320-nucleotide messenger RNA. NCBI's taxonomy places the organism in Eukaryota, Metazoa, Chordata, Mammalia, Artiodactyla, Monodontidae. The record is from RefSeq and is a predicted model, not a curated record.